UAGGAGGAAGUGUCCCUUGGCAAACCACUGCAAAGCAGAAGACUUGGGAGGAGUAGAAUGAAGACUAGGGAGGUGCCAUGGGUUUGACCAUUUCCACUUCACUCCUUUUUUGGUUCGCCUCGCUCCUCUUGCUUCUCAAACUUCGCCUGCUGCCCCUGCAAUGCCACCGCCUCCACGGCAGUCCGCUCUGCUCCUUUUCCAGCCCGUCGAUGCCGCUGAAAGUUUGAAGGUUGGAUCUUGAUCGACCGGAAUAUCUAUGCCGCGAGAAGGGAGGGGUCAUGGAAUUUCCGCUCUUUGAGAUCUCUCUCUUGGAAAUUUUGCAUAGAAUUUAUUGCAAGGGAAGUGCAAACGAAAACUGAGAUUGUUAAAAAUCCAGCACAAUGGGCGGACUUUGCUCAAAACGAUCCGCUGUAGAUAAGUCACCUAGUGAGACUACUCUCGAUCCCAAUGGGCUUAAGGAUCAGGAGGGACCAAAUCAAUCCUUUGAUAAGAUGUAUUGUGAUUCGGGUAAUUCAACUGGAGGAGAAGCUAUGGGGAAACGGUUACAAGAACAGGAAGCUGGAAACAUUGCAGAAAGCGAGCCGAAGUUCUUUCGGACUCUUUCAUACAAUUUUGGGUCAACGAAGCCCAAACCCUCAAGGACUGCCAAGGUUUCUGAAGUGAGCUCAGUUUUGGGCAAGGCAGGUAGUGUUGGGCUCGGCAAAGCAGUGGAAGUAUUAGAUACUCUUGGGAGUAGCAUGACAAGUUUGCACUUCAGUGGUAGUUUUGUAUCCGGGGCAUCAAUAAAAGGAAAUAAAAUAUCUAUUUUGUCUUUUGAAAUUGCCAAUACAAUAGUUAAAGGUUACAAUGUUAUGCAAUCACUUUCCAAGGAUAAUAUAAAGCAUUUGAAGGAAGUGGUGCUUCUAUCUGAAGGUGUACAGUAUUUGAUAUCUAAAGACAUGGGUGACUUGUUAAGGAUUGCUGCUACUGACAAAAGUGAAGAACUGAAACUAUUCUCGAAUGAGGUUGUGCGGUUUGGAAAUUGUUGUAAAGAUCCUCAGUGGCAUAACUUGGAGCGAUAUUUUGACAGAUUAACAUCAGAAAGAAGCCACCAAAAUCAGCUGAAAGAAGUAGCUGAAAGAGCAAUGGAGCAACUAAUGACAUUGGCUCAUUAUACAGCUGAAUUAUACCAUGAGUUCCAUGCCUUGGAUAAAUUUGAACAAGAUUACAGGAGAAAACAUCAAGAAGAGGAUAUCACAAAUGGAAUGAACAAAGGUGAUAAUCUCCAAAUAUUAAAGCAAGAAUUGAAGAGCCAAAGCAAGCAUGUAAAGUUGUUGAAGAAAAAAUCACUAUGGUCCAAAAACUUGGAUGAGGUGCUGGAGAAGCUUGUAGAUAUUGUCCACUUCUUAUAUGUGCAGAUACAUGAUUCCUUUGGUACAGAUGAAAAUUAUAAAUUUCAAAAUGAUGAUGAAAAAACAGCAGAGUUGAUUGGCAGUCAAAGACUGGGACCUGCUGGCCUUGCACUGCAUUAUGCAAAUAUCAUCACCCAGAUAGACACCCUUGUUUCUCGUUCAAGUUCUGUGCCUCCAAAUAUGAGGGAUUCGUUAUACCAAGGACUGCCCCUGACAAUUAAAAAUGCAUUUCGUUCUAGAUUGCUGUCUUUACAAAUCAAGGAAGAGCUUACUAUUCCUCAAAUCAAAGAAGAGAUGGAAAAAACACUACGUUGGCUUGUUCCGAUGGCCAAUAACACGACCAAGGCUCACCAUGGUUUCGGUUGGGUUGGAGAGUGGGCAAAUAUUGGGUCUGAGAUAAACCAUAAGGCAGGUGGUCAGUCAGACUUGCUUCGGAUCAAGACACUCCACCAUGCGGACAAAGAGAAGACUGAAGGAUACAUACUCGACUUAGUGGUAUGGCUCCAACAUCUUGUCUGCCACUCAAAGUCUGGCAUUGGAGGUACCAGGUCACCCAUCAAAUCUCCAGUUUGUUCUCCCACUCAAAGGGGUUUAACUGUAGUAUCACCUUCCUUGAAACUGAGCAUCCCAUCUUCCACACUUCCGCGAGAAGACCAAGAAAUGCUCCAUUAUGUAAACUUACGAAAAAUUACUCCAGGUAUUAGUAAGAGUCAGGAGUUCGACACAGCAAAGAAGAAAGCAGGCAAGAACAACAGGUUGAGCAAGAGCAACAGCCAUUCACCAACUAGCUCUGACAAGAAAGAUUUUUUCAUGCUGAGAAGACCCUCAAUGCUCCCUGUCAUUGGCUUUGCUACUGACUGGACAAAAGCACUUGAUGUGAUUGAUCAAGUGGACAGUAUUAGAAAACCAUAAAGUACCAUGAGUAUGACCUCGUCCAAGGAUUCAUAAGGGCAUCAUGGCCCUUCACACUACUAAGCAUCUUGAUCGCCGAUUGCCAAUAGACAGUUACCAUAUGCAAUUGGAUUGCAUCCACGGUAGUAUUUGUGCACAGAGAAGGAAAUGCAAGAGCAACCUUGAUUUGCAUUAUCAAGAGUAAAUUACUUUUAUUAUUGCAGUCCAAAUUCGACGACUGAAUCCAAAAUGUUUCUGCUUUGACAAUUAAUGCUGUGAUCUCUAAGGUAAUCAAGAAUGCUUCAGUGGGGAAUUGUAUAAAUAUCUACAUCAUUAUAUUCCAGAUGAUGACAGUCUGCCUUCUUUUGAA
Zingiber officinale is the source of this 2652-nucleotide messenger RNA. RefSeq names its product protein PSK SIMULATOR 1-like. Lineage: Eukaryota; Viridiplantae; Streptophyta; Magnoliopsida; Zingiberales; Zingiberaceae. The coding region runs from base 381 to 2303 and encodes 640 amino acids. The transcript is spliced from 13 exons. The record is from RefSeq and is a predicted model, not a curated record. Gene Ontology annotation, biological process: positive regulation of growth.